UUGAUUGCGAAUUUCAUGCUCAGGAUUGCGAAUACAAGAUUAGUGUUACAAAAAUCAAAUUCCACUCUCCUACGUGGUUCUCACCUCAUUGUCACUUGUCACUGAGCCCUGCCACAAGUAUGUCCGUUGUCGAAACCGUCACUGAAGUCUCGCAGGCCCUGCCAACACUUAAGCUCCACGCAGGGGGCCAAGAGCAGAAGACAGAGUCAUACUCCUAUGCUAAUUUACUUCCCUAUUUCUCACCUGAGCAAUAUCCACCGCUCACACCCUUCAAACAUGAAGAUCCAGGCUUCCGUGCACUCAAACACGCAGAUCCCCGUGCAUUCCUUAAGAAUGCGACCAGCGUGGUAGAACUGACACCCAACCUGGGAACAGAGGUCCAUGGUGUGAACCUUGCAGCCCUUGAUAAUGAGGGAAGGGACCAACUUGCGCUCGAAGUUGCGAGAAGGGGACUUAUGGUUUUCAGGGGCCAGCACGAGUUUAUAGAUAGAGGACCUGAUUCGUACCUAGAGUGGGGACGACACUUUGGAAGGCUGCACAUUCAUCCUACGUCAGGACACCCCAAGGAUUAUCCGCAAAUUCACCUUGUCUACAAGGAUGCAAAGUCGUCCUACAACUUUGAAAGGGAAGACAGCAUCACAUCGACUGUCUGGCACUCCGAUGUCUCGUACGAGCUGCAGCCCCCCGGGCUCACAACGUUCUUUCUCCUCUCGCAGCCGACGACGGGUGGGGACACAUUAUUCACAUCCCAGAUAUCAACUCUUAAGAAGCUCUCGCCCUCGUUUGUCGCCUUCCUGCGCACGCUCAGUGCAGUGCACUCAGGGGUUGAGCAGGCUCAAUUCUCGCGCUCCGGCAAGCGUGGCGGCAUCGUGAGACGUGAACCAGUGGAGCAUGUCCACCCACUUGUGCGGCGUCACCCGGUCACUGGAGAGGAAGCAUUAUAUGUCAACCGCCAGUUCACGACGCGUAUUGUUGGCCUGAAGCGUGAGGAAUCUGAGACUAUUUUGAAGUUCCUUUACGAUCAUGUCGAUAAGAGUGCAGACCUCCAAGCCCGAGUGAAAUGGCAGCCUGGCACCGUCGUGCUCUGGGACAACCGUGUCACUGCGCAUUCUGCUAUCGUUGACUAUGGAAAGUCGAAUGAACGCCGUCACGGUGCACGUAUCACUCCGCAGGCAGAGAGACCGAUCCCUGCCCUGGAAGGUCUUGAACUCCCUAGUCUUUAAUGGAUCGUGACAUAGCAUUGAAUGAGAACUGGCAGUCUUGAGUGCAACCAUGUAUACAUUAGAUCUAUGAUGUUGCAAUAUGAAAACAUACUAUGAUGCGACUUC
Messenger RNA from Suillus discolor, 1328 nucleotides. RefSeq names its product TauD-domain-containing protein. The record is from RefSeq and is a predicted model, not a curated record. Gene Ontology annotation, cellular component: cytoplasm. Bases 120 to 1223 code for a protein of 367 amino acids. NCBI's taxonomy places the organism in Eukaryota, Fungi, Basidiomycota, Agaricomycetes, Boletales, Suillaceae. The transcript has 6 exons. Gene Ontology annotation, molecular function: 2-oxoglutarate-dependent dioxygenase activity.